This is a messenger RNA of Strongylus vulgaris, 162 nucleotides long. The record is from the annotation of a GenBank genome assembly. Lineage: Eukaryota; Metazoa; Nematoda; Chromadorea; Rhabditida; Strongylidae.
CCAGAGCUUGUGCAAGACCCGGCUGUGGUGGCUUUAGCGGAGAAACAUAAAAUUUCCGUGCCGGUGGGAAAUAUUCGUCUUUUCUUAGUGCCUUAUCUUGAUUAUACUUUAGCUGGUGCUUCUAUCCUGGGCCCUGUGUCAAGGUGUGGGAAUAGUGCCUAA